Messenger RNA from Chelonia mydas (Green sea turtle), 5558 nucleotides. It is a transcript of the gene USP7, whose product is annotated as ubiquitin specific peptidase 7. Bases 433 to 3735 code for a protein of 1100 amino acids. Gene Ontology annotation, cellular component: cytosol; nucleus. Gene Ontology annotation, biological process: regulation of protein stability; protein deubiquitination. The record is from RefSeq and is a predicted model, not a curated record. The transcript is spliced from 34 exons. Lineage: Eukaryota; Metazoa; Chordata; Testudines; Cheloniidae. Gene Ontology annotation, molecular function: cysteine-type endopeptidase activity; cysteine-type deubiquitinase activity; protein binding.
CAUUCGUUCUCUUCCACCGCCCUGAGGAACGCAGUGAACUAGCCUUCCCCCUGCUCUUCCGUUCCCCUGUCGUGAUGUACUGGGGCCUUGGUGGUGACUCCUCCCAUUGUCUGGUGGUGAGGGAGGGACACAUGCUGCUGAGAUUGCAGAUGUUGAGACCUGUGCAAAUUUUGCGCAUCUAGUCAACACUUACCAAAACAAACACUCCUCUUUUCUUUGCUGUGCAACAACCAAUAGGAAAGCAGGGCUUCAUUCUGAAAAUUCUACUACAUCUAUAUGGAGUCACAUUUUAGAACACUGUGGAUCACUUUCCUGGACAUCUUUUCCAAGUUGCAUCAACAAGUUUCUAGGACUGCAGUUAAGGAAUAUUUCUUUACAUUGCCAUUUUGAGCAAGCCUAGGACUAGUUUGUUCCUGGAAGACAAACUGAUGCAUGCUCAUGUUUGGGAAGUUACUCCACACUGCACUGUCCGUAGACGACUGGGAUAAUAAGAGCAUACUUUCAACUGGAGAUACAGAUGAUCCACCAAGAAUUACUCAAAAUCCUGUCAUCAAUGGGAAUGUAGCUAUGGCCGAUGGACACAACAACACAGAAGAAGACAUGGAAGAUGACACAAGUUGGCGAUCAGAAGCAACGUUUCAGUUUACAGUUGAGCGUUUCAACAGGCUCAGUGAGUCAGUGCUCAGUCCUCCUUGCUUUGUACGGAAUUUGCCAUGGAAGAUUAUGGUGAUGCCACGACUGUACCCAGACAGACCACACCAAAAAAGUGUAGGAUUCUUUCUUCAGUGCAAUGCUGAAUCUGAUUCCACGUCAUGGUCUUGCCAUGCACAGGCAGUUCUCAAGAUAAUAAAUUACAAGGACGAUGAAAAAUCAUUCAGUCGUCGUAUUAGUCACUUGUUCUUUCAUAAGGAGAAUGACUGGGGCUUUUCCAACUUUAUGGCAUGGAGUGAAGUUACUGAUCCUGAAAAAGGAUUUAUAGAGGAUGACAAGGUUACUUUUGAAGUCUAUGUUCAAGCGGAUGCUCCACAUGGAGUGGCGUGGGAUUCAAAGAAGCACACGGGAUAUGUUGGGUUAAAGAACCAGGGAGCAACCUGUUACAUGAACAGUUUGUUACAGACUUUAUUUUUCACAAAUCAACUACGAAAGGCUGUGUACAUGAUGCCCACAGAAGGAGAUGACUCAUCCAAAAGUGUUCCUUUAGCAUUGCAGAGAGUAUUCUAUGAACUUCAGCACAGUGACAAACCAGUAGGAACUAAAAAGCUAACAAAAUCCUUUGGGUGGGAAACUUUAGACAGUUUCAUGCAACAUGAUGUUCAGGAAUUAUGUCGAGUGUUGCUUGAUAAUGUGGAAAAUAAAAUGAAAGGCACGUGUGUAGAGGGCACUAUCCCUAAAUUAUUCAGAGGAAAGAUGGUGUCUUACAUUCAGUGCAAACACGUAGACUAUCGGUCUGAACGAAUAGAGGAUUAUUAUGACAUCCAGCUAAGUAUAAAGGGAAAGAAAAAUAUAUUUGAGUCCUUCAUUGAUUAUGUUGCAGUAGAACAGCUGGAUGGUGAUAACAAAUACGAUGCAGGAGAACAUGGCUUACAGGAGGCAGAGAAAGGUGUGAAGUUCCUAACAUUGCCACCGGUGUUACAUCUUCAGCUCAUGAGAUUUAUGUAUGACCCUCAAACUGACCAAAACAUCAAGAUAAAUGAUAGGUUUGAAUUUCCUGAGCAGUUGCCACUUGAUGAAUUUUUACAAAAAACAGACCCCAAAGAUGCUGCAAAUUACAUCCUUCAUGCAGUACUAGUACAUAGUGGAGAUAACCAUGGCGGACAUUAUGUUGUUUACUUAAAUCCUAAAGGGGAUGGCAAAUGGUGUAAAUUUGAUGAUGAUGUUGUAUCGAGAUGUACAAAGGAAGAAGCAAUUGAACACAAUUAUGGAGGUCAUGAUGAUGACUUAUCCGUUCGGCACUGUACUAAUGCUUACAUGUUGGUUUACAUCAGGGAAUCAAAAUUAAGUGAAGUUUUGCAGCCUGUCACAGACCAUGAUAUUCCUCAACAAUUAGUAGAACGGCUACAAGAAGAAAAGAGAAUAGAGGCUCAGAAGAGGAAGGAGAGGCAGGAAGCUCACCUCUACAUGCAAGUGCAGAUAGUGACAGAGGACCAGUUUUGUGGCCACCAAGGCAAUGAUAUGUAUGAUGAAGAAAAAGUGAAAUAUACUGUGUUCAAAGUAUUAAAAAACUCCACACUUGCAGAAUUUGUUCAAAACCUCUCUCAAACAAUGGGAUUUCCACAGGAUCAAAUACGGUUGUGGCCGAUGCAAGCAAGAAGUAAUGGAACUAAACGACCAGCGAUGUUAGAUAAUGAAGCAGAUGGCAAUAAAACUAUGAUUGAGCUCAGUGACAAUGAAAAUCCAUGGACAAUAUUCUUGGAAACAGUAGAUCCAGAGAUGGCAGCUACUGGAGCAACAUUACCCAAGUUUGAUAAAGAUCAUGAUGUAAUGUUGUUUCUGAAGAUGUAUGAUCCAAAGACUCGGAGUUUGAAUUACUGUGGACAUAUCUAUACACCUAUAUCCUGUAAAAUACGUGACUUGCUUCCAGUUAUGUGUGAGAGAGCAGGAUUUCCCCAAGAAACUAACCUUAUCCUCUAUGAGGAAGUUAAACCGAAUUUAACAGAGAGAAUUCAAGACCAUGAUGUAUCUCUUGAUAAGGCUCUUGAUGAACUCAUGGAUGGUGACAUCAUAGUGUUUCAGAAGGACGACCCAGAAAAUGAUAACAGUGAAUUGCCAACAGCAAAAGAAUACUUCAGAGACCUUUACCACCGUGUUGAUGUCAUUUUCUGUGAUAAGACUAUCCCCAAUGAUCCCGGAUUUGUUGUUACUUUAUCCAAUAGAAUGAAUUACUUUCAGGUUGCGAAGACUGUUGCACAAAGACUUAAUACAGACCCAAUGCUACUACAGUUUUUCAAGUCCCAAGGUUAUAGGGAUGGCCCAGGUAAUCCUCUUAGACAUAAUUAUGAAGGUACUUUAAGAGAUCUCCUGCAGUUCUUCAAACCUAGACAACCUAAAAAACUUUAUUAUCAGCAGCUUAAAAUGAAAAUUACUGACUUUGAAAACAGGAGAAGUUUUAAGUGCAUAUGGCUAAAUAGCCAGUUUAGGGAAGAGGAAAUAACACUAUAUCCAGAUAAACAUGGGUGUGUACGGGACCUGUUAGAAGAAUGUAAAAAAGCAGUAGAACUCUGUGAGAAAGGUUCAGGAAAACUAAGGCUUCUAGAAAUUGUAAGCUACAAAAUAAUUGGUGUCCAUCAGGAAGAUGAGCUGUUAGAGUGUUUAUCACCAGCAACAAGUCGAACGUUUCGAAUAGAGGAAAUCCCUCUGGACCAGGUAGAUAUAGAUAAGGAAAAUGAGAUGCUAAUCACAGUAGCACAUUUCCACAAAGAGGUUUUUGGGACAUUUGGAAUUCCAUUCUUGCUGAGGAUACACCAGGGUGAACACUUCAGAGAGGUGAUGAAGCGGAUUCAAACAAUGCUGGACAUCCAAGAAAAAGAAUUUGAAAAGUUUAAGUUUGCCAUUGUAAUGAUGGGUCGACACCAAUACCUAAAUGAAGAUGAGUAUGAAGUGAACUUGAAAGAUUUUGAGCCCCAACCUGGCAACAUGUCUCAUCCAAGGCCAUGGCUAGGGCUUGACCAUUUCAAUAAAGCCCCAAAGAGAAGUCGCUACACUUACCUUGAAAAAGCUAUUAAAAUCCAUAACUGACUUACCCAACCAGUUUGUUCAAGGCAAGGGACAAAUGUCAGUGUGUGUGUGCACCUUUUUAACAACAGUAGAACUUUGGUACACGUGCACUAUAUCUGAAGUCUUCAGCAAGAGGAUUUGCUGCUGAUGUUAAUUUUAUUUUGUUGAGGCUGUUCAGUUUGGCUUCUCUGUAUCUAUUGACUGCCCUUUUUGAGCAAAAUGAAGGUGUUUUUAUAAAGCUUGGAUGCCAAUGAGAGUUAUUUUAUGGUAAACGUAAUGCAAGGCAAUUGUCAGCAUAAUGAGGGAAGAGUUAGUAGAACAGUUGACAUUGGCAAAAUAUUUGUCUGUAGUACGUUUAUAGAUGGCAUAAGCUGUCUGGCUGCCCUUCCUGGUGUGGUAUUCCCCAUCACUGCAGCUAGUAAGUCUUAUGUUUAGACUCACAUCAGAUUUAUUUCCUUCAGUUAUACUUUAAAUGACAUUUUUGUGCAUUUGUAAAUGCAGAAAACCUCACAUCAUCAAUAAAUAGCAAUCUCUACUUCAUUGUGUACAUUGUUGGCACUUAUUUGGGAUUUUUGUCUCCUCCAGCUUCAUAGGAUCCUUUUUUAAUAAACUAGUUCCUAUGUUGUUCAGUCGCUACUUGCAUCCCAUUUUGCCAAGUGGAUGCUCUGGGUCCUAAAAGAUAUUAGGGCGUUUUUAUUCAAUUGAAAAACAUUGACAAAUACCAUUGCGGAUUACUAUGCUGCCUUUUGACAAAUAGAAUGACACUCAAAGUUGGCAAAAGCAGGAUUAUAAAUAUAAUUAAUUUAGUUAACAUGGGAAGAGAUGGGAAAAAAACACAAGAAAUAGCCUUUCAGCACAGAGGGCAUGCUCACUAGUGUUUUAGUAAGCUGUUGACUUUGUAAAAAAAUAAAUAAAAACAAAAAACAAAACAAAAAAAACAAAAAACAAAAAGAAAUUGUAUAUUUAAUGAACAUGUACAAUUUAACACUUGGAGGUUAAUUUUGUUGGGUGAGUCUGCAAGUGAAUUUCACUGAUGUUGAUAUUCAUUGUGUGUAGUUUUAUUUCAGUCCCCAGACUGCUUCCUUUUAUUUUGGAGCUAAUGCCAGCUGAGUGUCUAGUUUUGAGUGCAGUACAAAUAGAAUCAGUAAUUCACACUUUUAAUUUUACAUUCUUUUCCAGUACUUUAUUUUGUUUCUGUAGCCGCAGUGUACAACAACUCUUCCUGUAUAUUGCCUUUUUUGCUGGAAAAUGUUGUAUGUUGAAUAAAAUUUUCUAUAAAAUUUUACUUCGAUGAGUGAUGACGUGGAGGUUGAAGAAGAUUUCUACUCUCCCUGGAAGUACAGUUUUCAUUUAUAAUAAGGUUUUACUGAGAUGUAUUUUUUUUUCUAGUAUUGCCAAUGUAUAUCCCUGGAUUUGGUUGGUUUUUGGGUUUGGGAGCGGUCUGGGAGGGAUUGUUUUGUUUUGUGAAUUUUUUUGAUUCUGUUUCUUUUGUUGGUGUUUUGCCUCUAACUAGUCACAUUCGAGCUUAGGAAAUAAAAGGUUUUCCAGGAGGGAACCAUGUACAAAUAAGAUGAAUGAAAAAUUAUUUUACUAGUUUGUUUGUAAAGCUGUAGUAGAGUCUUUGUAGUAGACUUGACUCUGCCUGCCUUGUACAAAACUUUUUGUUGUCCAGAAUCUCAAAUCUAAUAUUAUAAACGGUGUAAAGUAAAAUCUGGAGUCUCUAAAGGUAAGCUCUCAAUAGAUUUAUAGAUUAUUGCUGUAAUGUGUUCCUUGUAUUCAUAAUCAAAAACAUUCUUAGAAGCUUACUUUCAUUAGACCUGUCAAUAAACAUUUAAUAGGGGUUA